This is a messenger RNA of Dichomitus squalens LYAD-421 SS1, 556 nucleotides long. RefSeq lists its product as uncharacterized. The coding region runs from base 43 to 510 and encodes 155 amino acids. NCBI's taxonomy places the organism in Eukaryota, Fungi, Basidiomycota, Agaricomycetes, Polyporales, Polyporaceae. The record is from RefSeq and is a predicted model, not a curated record. The transcript has 4 exons.
CGAUUCUCUCCGUGAGGUUGUUUCAUCCUCUCAUUCUACAAGAUGUCGGAGAAAGACAGUCAGCUCAAGCAGGCGACUGAAGACGAGACGGUUCCCAACUCGCUGGAACUUCCAUCCUAUACGGGAGCGACUGCGAGCGCGAAUGAGCCAGGACUUCUACAAGUAGUCGAGUGGCCUGUGCCUCAGUUUAUGGUGUACUGCAAGAAGACCAAGUUCGCCGUCGGCAGGAAAGGUUUAAGCGACAUCGGAUACAUGGGUUUCAAGCAGACAGUCUACACAUUCACCAUCUGGGACCGGCCGGGUAUUUUUUCUCAAUCGGAGAUUGAUCGAGCCUUUGAGAAAUCUGCAUUUGCGGGACGCUCCCUCUUUUAUGGCAUCUUUCACUCGAUUCAUGGAAAGUCUGAUGUAGGCCCUGUCCUUCUCGGGUCUGUAGGAUGGGCGGACAUGGUCCAAAAUCUGGUCAGCAUUCAUGUGUCCUAUGAGGAUCCGAAGGCAAGUAGCUCCAUCUGAGGAGCUGCUGCUCAAAGUAUAGUGUUCUCGAGACCUCACAUGUCAC